Molecule: messenger RNA, 2227 nt
Organism: Sciurus carolinensis (gray squirrel)
Lineage: Eukaryota; Metazoa; Chordata; Mammalia; Rodentia; Sciuridae
Gene: Sdc2
Product: syndecan 2
Exons: 5
Coding region: 535-1140 (201 amino acids)
Biological process (GO): cell migration; dendrite morphogenesis
Cellular component (GO): cell surface; membrane
Source: RefSeq, a predicted model, not a curated record
GACCCGGGAGGAGGUGGCGGCGCGGGAGGAGGAGGAGGGGCGCAGCAGCGAGCCACUAGCCCCGCUCCAACGCGCUCCUCUCCAGAUACUCCCGGAGCUCCGGCCGCGCGGAUAGCGCGCCCCCGCCGCUCUGCCCCCAAACUUCGGCUGCAGCUUUAUUUCAAGCCAUCGAAUUUAUUCCUUCAAAUCAGAAACUGAACCGCGACGCGGGAGGAGUCCACGGAGGAGUGAAACCACAGCCGAUCGAGAAGAGCUCCUGAGAGCCGCCUUCCCGGAGCACCAACUCCGUGUCGGGAGUGCAGAAACCAACAAGUGAGAAGGCGCCGCGUUCCCGGGGCGCAGCGCGGGCGGCCGGAGCAGGCGCAGGAGGAGAGAGCGAGCGCCUCCGAGCCCCGAGCCUCAGCCCCCCAGCCCGAGCCGCGGUCGCUGCGGCUGCUCGGCUGCCUCUGCGCGGGCUGCGCCUAGAGCUGGACUGAAGGCUUCGUUUCGCCCUGGUUGCAAGCUGCGGCUGGGAGCAGCCGGUCCCAGGGGAAUAUGCAGCGUGCGUGGAUCCUGCUCACCUUGGGCUUGGUGGCCUGCGUGUCUGCGGACUCGAGAGCAGAGCUGACAUCUGAUAAAGACAUGUAUCUUGACAACAGCUCCAUUGAAGAAGCUUCAGGAGUGUAUCCUAUUGAUGAUGACGACUAUGCUUCUGCAUCUGGCUCGGGAGGUGAUGAGGACGUAGAGAGUCCAGAGCUGACGACAUCUCGACCUCUUCCAAAGAUGCCGUUCACGAGCACUGCUCCCAAAGUGGAAACCACGACAACAAAGAUGCAGAAAAAGAUGCCCGCGCAGACAAAGUCACCUGAAGAAAUUGAUAAGGAAGAAGAUCGUAGCUCUGACUCAGAAAGGAAAAUGAACCCUGCUGAAGAGAAUACAAAUGUGUACACUGAGAAGCACUCAGACAAUCUGUUUAAACGGACAGAAGUCCUAGCAGCUGUCAUCGCUGGUGGAGUUAUUGGCUUUCUCUUUGCGAUUUUCCUUAUCCUGCUGUUGGUGUACCGCAUGAGAAAGAAGGACGAAGGGAGCUAUGACCUUGGGGAACGCAAACCAUCCAGUGCUGCUUAUCAGAAGGCACCUACUAAGGAGUUUUACGCAUAAAACUCACACUUAGUGUCUCUAUUUAUGAGAUCACUGAACUUUUCAAAAUAAAGCUUUUGCAUAGAAUAAUGAAGAUCUUUGUUUUUUGUUUUUUUCAUUGAAGAGCCAUUCUGGCACUUUAAUGAUAAAAUCCCAUUGUAUUUAAAACUUUUCAUGUAUUUCUUUAGAACAACGUAAAAUUAAAAUUUAACAUCUGCAGUGUUCUGUGAAUAGCAGUGGCAAAAUAUUAUGUGAUGAAAACCCUGGAUGUUCACGGAAUUGGUUUAAACUUUUAUGUGCAAACGCGAAAUGAUUGUUUUAAACCUAUGGUUCAAAGAUAAAAGCCGUGUCGUUUGUGUCAGCAUGUCUCAGAUGAACCUUACCAAGUUGGUCUUACUUUUGUUAAUUUAUCUGUCGUCCCCUCUUCUCUGCCCUCCCCUCUUGUCCCCUUACAAACCAAACCCUAACCCUUUUGUAGCUGUCAUGGUGCAAUUUGUCUUCGAAUGAUUCAGAUAAUGGUAAUUUAGUGUACAUGUGAUUUUCAAAAUAAUGUAAACUUUAACCUCCACUUUGUGUAAAUCUUUAAAUGUCAGACUAUCCAUUUUACACUUGCUUUAUUUUUCAUUACCUGUAGCUUCAGGCAGAUUUGCAACAGCAAAUUAAUGUGUAAAAUUGGAUUAUUACUACAAAACUGUUUAGUCCUAUCUGUCUAAUCAGAUCUUCUUUUGGGAGGAUUUGAUGUGAGUUACUGACAAGCUCAGCAAAUCCAAAGAUGCUUACAGUAUUUUGAAAAGUUGCUGCAAAUUCCUUUGGCCACUGUAUUUGUUAAUUUCUUGCAAUUUGAAGGUACGAGGAGGGAUUUAAAGGAAAAAAAAAAGUUUUUGUUCUUAAAAAUGCAUUUAAGUUGUAAACAUCUUUUUAAGCCUUUGAAGUGCCUAUGAUUCUAUGUAACUCGUUGCAGACUGGUGUUAAUGAAUAUAUAUAACAGUUUAAAAAAGUUGGUAUUUUAUAAGCACAGACAAUUCUAAUGGUAACUUUUGUAGUCUUAUGAAUAGACAUAAAUUGUAAUUUGGGAACAUAAAACUACUGAAUAAAUCAUGUGGCCUAA